Messenger RNA from Galendromus occidentalis (western predatory mite), 1682 nucleotides. RefSeq names its product RAS oncogene family member Rab35 (gene Rab35). The coding region runs from base 264 to 878 and encodes 204 amino acids. The record is from RefSeq and is a predicted model, not a curated record. The transcript is spliced from 6 exons. NCBI's taxonomy places the organism in Eukaryota, Metazoa, Arthropoda, Arachnida, Mesostigmata, Phytoseiidae. Gene Ontology annotation, molecular function: GTPase activity; GTP binding.
GACCGAUUCGACUGGCUGUGCGUGUGAGUGUGUUAUUCCUCGGCGUUCGAUUAUUUUUAAUCAUCAUCAUCAACACCGUAGUGAGCAAGCAACAACAGCAGCAGCAGCAAAAACCACGAGCCUGCAAAUCGAACUCCUGUGAAUCUGCACUACUAUCGACACGACUUCCGAGAGGAGGAAAUAUCGCAAUCCGGUCCGACAUCUCGCUUUGUCUGUGAUUGAGGAAAAGUCGAGAUACUGGAUCCUAACACACAACCGUGAAAAUGAAUCGGGAGUACGAUCAUCUGUUCAAACUCCUCAUCAUCGGAGACAGUGGUGUUGGGAAAAGCAGUUUGCUGCUCCGAUUUGCCGAUAACACAUUCUCUGGUAAUUACAUCACCACCAUAGGCGUGGACUUCAAAAUCCGCACUAUAGAGGUGGAUGGGGAGCGUGUUAAACUUCAAAUCUGGGACACGGCUGGCCAAGAACGCUUCAGGACGAUCACAUCAACGUAUUACAGGGGGACGCAUGGUGUGAUUGUAGUUUACGAUGUUACGAAUGGCGAGAGCUUCGCAAACGUCAAACGUUGGUUACACGAGAUUGAUCAGAACUGCGACGUGGUCAACCGAAUACUCGUUGGGAACAAAAACGAUGACCCGCAGAGGAAGGUCGUGCUCACCGAAGACGCACAGGCGUUCGCCGAUCGUAUGAACAUCGAGUUGUUCGAGACUUCCGCUAAAGACAACUUCAAUGUCGAAGAGAUGUUUAAUGCAGUGACGAGGAUGGUGCUCAAAACCAAAAAAGAGGAACUUCGCGAUAACCUGAUGACAUCGAAAAAUGAUAACGUCAGGUUACGGAAGAAUCAGAAGGGCAAGAAAGGAAGCAAGUGCUGCUCUUAACCUACUGACAGUGUGAGCAUCAUCAGUACGAGCGGAAAUUUCCAAUUCAAACCAAGUCCAUGUCACCUCUCGGAGCUCUUCGUGUCGGGACGCCCUCUCCGGAGUCCUCAAUUUAAUUGUCGUCUUGGAAGGGGAAGAAUAUUUAUGGGAAAACGCAGGGAUACGACACGGGCCACGAAGCUCCGGACCGACCUCGCGAGAGAAAUCACACACCAUAUCCGCUCAGAACACAUGGUCGUGGGCACGCAUCAUCGUAGAGAUGUGGCGAAUUCGAAAAAGCAAGCCUCCGUUUUCGGGCGAACAAAUUAGCCAAACGAACACUGGUGCUCAUUCGGAAAAAGCGGAGGACUGAAGAAAGUCGGGCGCAAUUCACAGAAUGUAGUAAAGGAUCACGAGCUACGAGAGAAAUUCCGGAGCGGAUUUUAUUCUUUCGAAAUUUUGUGCAGAUCGGUCUCUCGAGAAAUUAUCUCGUGACUCGAACAGGCGUUACUUUCUUCAAUAGAUCGAUGUGAGCGAGUCAAAUGUGUCUGCGAAUACCUGAAACCUUACUGGUAGGGCGCUCUCCUUCACUGUGUUUUAUGAAUGAUGUCGAUGGCUCACUAUUCAGCAUGGGUCGUUCUCCUUGGGUCAUUUCCUCCUCUAAUCCGAUCGAUGCAUCGGUCUCCGUGAUGAUUUCCACGAACAACUGACCUGGACGAUUGUCCAGUACCGACCGUCGAAGUUCUCUCGAGUGGCUCGAUAACUGCAGAUAGAACAUUUUUGCGAAAAUACUCUCGCUCCUCACGGUAUGCGCGUCGCGAGUUU